This is a messenger RNA of Amphiprion ocellaris (clown anemonefish), 995 nucleotides long. RefSeq names its product interleukin 12a (gene il12a). The record is from RefSeq and is a predicted model, not a curated record. Gene Ontology annotation, cellular component: extracellular region. Lineage: Eukaryota; Metazoa; Chordata; Actinopteri; Pomacentridae. Gene Ontology annotation, biological process: immune response. Gene Ontology annotation, molecular function: interleukin-12 receptor binding; growth factor activity. Bases 1 to 618 code for a protein of 205 amino acids. The transcript is spliced from 7 exons.
AUGGCAAACUUUCAUUUGUACUUCGCCAGCUGUGCGCUGCUGCUGAUCUUGCGCCCAUCCACGGGACUCCCGGUGCGCAAUCUGAGCCCGGAAUAUCACGCACAAUGUCCAGAGCUCUUCAAGAACCUCCUGCUGAACAUCAAAGAGGUUCUCAAGAGUGAUGAUUUGUGUUCCAGCAUCAUGUCUGAUACUGUGGCGAUAAAGAGUAAAGCAGAGACUGUGCUGGCCUGCGCACCCGCUCUGGCACAGACCUCCGGCUGCAUUGGACAAAGCAGUUCAUCCUUCAGCGAGAAUGAAUGUCUGAGCAACAUCACCAAGGACUUGGCCCACUAUGAUGCUCUUAUUCAGUCGUACCUCAAUUCUUCACUCAAGAGUCCUGAGAAAGAAGCUAAACUUCUGAACCCAACUCUGGGGAUAAUAAAGAGCCUGAGAGAGAACUGCUCCCUGAAGGCGGCUGAAGAUGACGACUCUUCAGAGGAGGAUGUUGCCCAGACGUGGGACGCUGGUUCCUUCAAUAACCGGCAAGAGAUGUGCAAGAUGAUGAGGGGCUUCUACGUCCGAACCAUCACCAUCAACCGAGCUAUGGGCUACAUCUCUGCAGGGGACUACAAGAAGUGAAGAUCCUGCAUCCUCAACAUCACCAUCACUCCAAUCAAUAUCACCAUAUCUCUACACCUUUAAUCUGUCACAAGUAAACAAGCCGUCCUGAUCAUUCACUACCAUCACUUACAACUACUGACCAAGCAGUGCUUUACACAGAAAUCCUGCUCAAGCAUAAGCUAGCUGGCGGUCCUGCAGCAUCUUCACUCAGGUGAGAGCUGACGGACAGUCAAACUGUUGCUAAGGUUAGCAGACGAGGCCAUGUUGGCCACUGAAUGUAUUUAAUAUUUGGGUGAAUUUAUUUAUUUAUUUAAGAUCUAUUUAUUGCAUUUAUUUAUUUAUAUUUGAUGGACUGUGGUGUUAUUUAUUGUUAUUUAUAAUAAAGGGUUUUUGGU